Molecule: messenger RNA, 2883 nt
Organism: Colletotrichum higginsianum IMI 349063
Lineage: Eukaryota; Fungi; Ascomycota; Sordariomycetes; Glomerellales; Glomerellaceae
Product: WD domain-containing protein
Exons: 3
Coding region: 1-2883 (960 amino acids)
Biological process (GO): positive regulation of transcription by RNA polymerase I; positive regulation of rRNA processing
Cellular component (GO): nucleolus
Molecular function (GO): protein binding; RNA binding
Source: RefSeq, a predicted model, not a curated record
AUGGCAGGUCCGUCGACCCCGAGAAGUCGGGAGGAUGCGAAGAAGAGGAAGAGAGAACAAAAUGAGAGGGAUGGUCAGGCGAAGCGUCUGCGCCAAAGGGGGAAGCAGAGCCCUGGAAAGCACCUGAAGAAUGGCCAGGCCGACGCAGGCGACCUUCGCGACAACGCUUUGAACGUAUUGUCGCAGCUCCAGAAGACUCUCACAGACGACCAAAUCGAAAGCCAGCUUGUCAAGCUUGGGAACACCGAGGCCCAGGAGGCAGGAUGGCAGGUUUCUCUGCCAAUGGGAGGUCGUAUGGCUGACAUUGAUCCUAUCUUCGCGGAAAACGAGAAAUACCUCAUCAUCACUUACAACACAUCCUUGCAAAUUUACUCUGUGGCCGAGUCCCUCCUGAUCCGAAGAAUUGUCCUGCCAGUGGUCCAAAACACAUACGCCGAGAAGUCUUCCGCUCCCACGAUUGUGGCUACGCGUCAAUCGCAAGUCAAGCCCGACUUCCUCUGGGUCGCCUGCUCCGACGGCCGGGUCUGGCGCGUCAACUGGAAGAAGGGCACCGCGGUGUACAACGAGUUCCGGACGCAGUCGCAAACGGCGCUGGAUAUGUCAGUGGUGGCUAUCGACGGAUCCAACAACAAGACCGAGGUCAUUUACGUAUCUGAGGCGAAGAAGCAGUCGAGAGGUGAGAUCGUGGCGUACUUCGGCCCCGACUUCACGCAGCCGACUUCCGAGGUCCUCUUUACGACGAAGCAGGUCGACCAAGGAAUCCAUCUACUGCGCUCGAGCGCCGACGGCAAGAUCAUUGUCGGGGCUACGAGGGAGGGUCUGGUUGUCGGGACUGUGGCGCCUGAAAUCACCCAGACCGACGUAGGGCUCGAAUGCGAGUUCUUCACCUUCGAUACGGCCGACAUUGUCUGCUCUCUCGACAUCCGUGUCACGAACAACAAGGACGGUUCAGUCCUGGACCUCAUCUCUGGUGGUGCCCGAGGUGCCAUCUACUUCUACAAUGACAUUCUCAGAAAGCUGCAGAACAUCAACGCGCCAAAGUCGAAGAAGGAUGGUCUGCAGGGCCGCAAAUACCACUGGCAUAGAAGGGCUGUGCACAGCUUGAAGUGGUCGAAGGACGGUCACUACAUGAUUUCUGGUGGUUCAGAAAACGUCCUCGUGCUCUGGCAGAUGGACACCGGCAAGAUGGAUCAUCUUCCCCAUCUGUCGGGAAGCAUUGAGAACAUUGUUGUGUCGCCCACGGGAGCGUCGUAUGCCCUUCACUUGGACGACAACUCCGCCAUGGUUCUCUCUACCUCUGAGAUGAAGCCUUCAACUUACAUCUCGGGCAUUCAAUCAGCCGCUCGAUUCACAUCAACGCCCAAAGACCUACUUGUCAAGCGUGUGUGGUCAAUGUCUGAUGAGGUGCGGCACCCGGUUCCUGCUGCUUUGAAUCCGGCAGAGCCAUCAAGACUUUAUGUUUGCACUGGAACGGGUCAGCAGGCGAUGCUGGCGGGUGAGCUGCAGUCGGCCCCUCUGCUGCAGUCGUUCGACAUGGAGUCAUUCCGCAGCAUCUCAAAGCAGGCUUUGGCAAGAACCCAGCCGACGGACUUCAACAUCACAUCAAAGGGAAGCCCGAUUUCGGAGCCCCGCAUCACCCACGUCGCAUUCUCUCACGACGGCCAAUGGCUGGUCACGGUCGACGACUGGCAACCACCUAAGCGCGACCUAGAGAAGGUCGCACCGGAAGCACGUGAGCAGUUUGUGAGAGAAAGGCGCGAGAUUUAUCUCAAGUUCUGGUCUGCUUCGGCCGGCGAAGAAAGCUUUGCUCUGUCAUCCAGAAUCAAUAACCCCCACGUCACAAGCCGACCGGAGACUGUCCUUGCCCUUGCAGCAGACCACACAGCAAACCGAUUUGCCACCCUUGGAGAUGACGGUAUGGCGCGGAUAUGGCAGUCAAGGACAAGACAGCAAGAUGGCCUCACCUCCAAGGAUGCUGCUGGCGAGGCUCUGCAUUCAUGGUCAUGCUCCCUGGCAGUGGGUCUUGGUAGCAACGUUGGUGCUGAUGCGCUUGCUAUUGCCGGAGAGACGACGAGCGAGCGCAGCGGCAGCCUGAGCUUCUCUGAGGACGGCUCGACACUGUUUGUCGCUUUUGGCAACUCGAACGAUGGCACUGUCUACGUGAUCGACACCAAAACGGGCGACAUUAGGUUAACACUCGAAAACCUGUGGAAGGGCCACAUUCGUCGCUUGCAGGUUCUUUCUCCUUACAUUAUCACCCUGUCAGACGACCUGAGAGUGUAUGAUGUAGUAGCCGAUGAGCUGCAAUACGGCAUCCAGCUCCCAAGCGGCCGCAACGCUGCCGCAGUGAAGGAAUUCAGCCACUUGGCAAUCGACCGUAAGUCGCGGACUUUUGCCGUAGUCGUGCCCGGCGGCCAGGCAUCCCAGCUCGCCGUUUUCAGGCCGGAGGAGCCCGAACUGCUGUGCGUGAGGCGCAUUCCCCACCGCAUUACCAGCCUCGUUUCCACCGGGAGCUCGUCCGGCUUCGUGGCGGUCGACGACGCCGCGCAGCUUUGGACCAUCGCCGAGGCCACAGACCCCGCCUCCGUAGUCCUCUCGAGACCGUUGGAGGACAUGCAGUUGGACGGCGAACCCGUCGCGACAGGCGCUAUCCUGGAUGAUGCCAUCGAGGACGAGGAUAUGGCCAGCGACAACGAACAAGAAGAGGAUGUCGCCACCGGGGAAGAGAUGGAUUUGGACGACGACGACGCUCAGCCAGCUGUCAUUAACAGGCAGAAGUUGGCAGAGCUGUUUGACGCUGCGCCGGCUUUCGCCAUGCCUUCUGUCGAGGACAUGUUCUACAAGGUUGCGGGAUUGUUGUCGACGAAGCCUUUGGGGUCAUGA